Messenger RNA from Copidosoma floridanum, 2215 nucleotides. Its product is annotated as disks large 1 tumor suppressor protein-like. NCBI's taxonomy places the organism in Eukaryota, Metazoa, Arthropoda, Insecta, Hymenoptera, Encyrtidae. The record is from RefSeq and is a predicted model, not a curated record. Gene Ontology annotation, molecular function: protein binding.
UUUAAGGAACGUAUACACAAAAUAGAGCAUAUUAUUUUGAAAAAAUCAGCUGUGAGUGAUAUUUCGGAGCUUAGAGCACAAAAAGAAAUAACGUGGACGAUAAUAUCUGUAAUUCUCGACUGCUGCUCUCCGUUUUUUCUUUUACAUUUUAAGUUAAAGCCAAUGCUGCCGCGGACAGAGUGUCUUCUUGUCUUUCAUCAAGGAUUACGUGCAUCCUGUAGAUAUUUUAUCGGCUGUUAAAAUACUUAAAUAAAUCUGAUUCAUCUCUUACCAAAUAUUUUGUUCGUAAUUUCAGUGAAAAGUGCGUGGUUUUGAAGUCGUGUCAUUUCGGAGCAGAGGUACAGAAAAAAAAAAUCACGAAAAGGUGUGGUGGUGGUAGCUAAGUGUGUGUAUACAUAUAUAUGCACAAUAUAUUAUAUACUGCAGUGUGUAGUGUUCAAGUACAAUAUCAGCGUCAGUGCCCUCGUCACUUUUGACAGCAACAAUUAUAAACGUUAUUAAUUGAUUGAUUCAUUAUUUAAUUAAAUACGUCAGCUUAAUCUCGAGGCAACACACUUGUAAAGAUAAAAACAAUCAGCUGGUUUCAAAUAGUGGCAAGAAGAAAAAGUGAUAUUAAAAUACAUCAGUCGUGAUCCCCUUGCAGAUCCACGUUAGAGGGAUACCGAAGAGAGAAAGAGAGAGAGUUUGCCGUUGCAUCGCAGCGAGCCGAAGCUGAAAAAUUUUCCAGGAGCAUUUCCAUGACAGGCAGCCUUAUGAGGACCUCGCAAAAAAAGUCUUUUUACGUCAAGACGCUGUUCAAUUACGACCCGAACAAGGACGACGGGCUGCCGUCGCACGGACUGGCGUUCAGCUACGGGGAGAUACUGCACGUGACCAAUGCCUCGGACGACGAGUGGUGGCAGGCCCGCAAGGUCACGGCCCUCGGCGAACAGGAGGCCCUCGGCAUCAUACCGUCCCGCAAGCGCUGGGAGCGCAAACAGAAGGCUCGUGACCGCCAGGUCAAGUUUCAAGGACACAUGCCCGUUAUCCUCGAUAAGCAGCAGUCGACCCUCGAGAGGAAGAAGAAGAAUUUCCCGUUCGGACGGACUUUGCCGUUCUCCAAGCACAAAGACGGCAAGUCCGAGGAGGGCUCCGUGCAAGACCAGAUAACAAACGAGAACAAGAGCAAGAACGCCGAUGGCGAGGAGAGCGUCUUGUCCUACGAAGCCGUCCAGCGGGUGACCAUACAGUAUACACGGCCGAUUAUAAUUGUCGGUCCACUCAAGGAUCGUAUCAACGAGGAUCUCAUCUCCGAGUUCCCCGACAGAUUCGACAGCUGCAUACCACAUACAACAAGGAGUAAGAGAGAAUACGAGGUGGACGGUCGAGACUAUCAUUUCGUUGCAUCGCGCGAACAAAUGGAAAGAGACAUACAAAACAAUCUUUUUAUUGAAGCCGGACAGUACAACGAUAAUAUUUACGGGACGGCGCUUGCGUCAGUGCGAGAAGUCGCUGAAAAGGGAAAACAUUGUAUUUUGGACGUAAGUGGAAAUGCCAUUAAACGACUGCAAGUGGCGCAGCUGUAUCCCAUCACUAUUUACAUCAAACCCAAGUCGGUCGAGUCUAUCAUGGAGAUGAAUAAAAGAAUGACCGAGGAAGAAGCUAAAAAAGUUUUUGACAGAGCUGUAAAGGUCGAACAGGAAUUUGGAGAAUAUUUUACAGCAAUUGUACAAGGCGAUACACCCGAAGAUAUAUACUCAAUGGUAAAAAAAGUCAUAGCCGAGAACUCGGGCCCGACGAUUUGGAUUCCUUGUCGAGAGCAACAGUUGUGACCUCCUCUAUCCCCCAGUAAUUCACUCUAUAAUUAAAAUAGGAUAAUUCGUUUAUCGUGCCUUUGAAAAAAUAAUUUUAGAUCUGAAAUGGAAUAAAAAGAUGUAUCGUGGUUAAGUGUUAUCACUGUAAUCGUCUCUCGUCGCAUCUGUUCUCUUAGCAUCUUUCUCACUAUUUUUAUUUCAUUACUUUUUGGGAGUUCAUGAUUUUCAUCUCUUGUCAAUAGUUACCUAUGAAUAACAACAGCUGCGUUCUAGUUGCAUUCCUGUGCCAAAUGCGGUUUUCUUGAACGCCUCCAUUGUAACAGUAUUGACAGCGACCCUUUAGGUGUCGUUGGCAAAACAACAAAGAAAAAAGAACAUUUUGAAAAAUAAUAGUAUUUGCAUAAUUCAAUGCUUACUUAACU